This is a messenger RNA of Manduca sexta (tobacco hornworm), 1157 nucleotides long. Its product is annotated as tRNA N(3)-methylcytidine methyltransferase METTL6-like. The coding region runs from base 232 to 1080 and encodes 282 amino acids. The record is from RefSeq and is a predicted model, not a curated record. NCBI's taxonomy places the organism in Eukaryota, Metazoa, Arthropoda, Insecta, Lepidoptera, Sphingidae. The transcript has 5 exons.
UUUGCGCCAGCUGACGCUGUCACAAAGAGAAUUAUAAUAUGCGCUGUCAUUUUCAUUUUACCACAAUUCGUUGGUGUAGGUGCAUAGUGCAUUCCAGUGCAUUCUUUAAAACGUAUAUUUUGGUGUCAGUCCUUAAGACUGUAUGCAUAAAAUAAACAGAGAUUAUUCAAGAACUCAAAUAAUUACGUAAUACACAUUAUGUAUAUUCCAUUACAAUAAAAAAUCUUCAAGAUGGAAACGGAUGAAGAUUUGUCGGUCGCCCCAAACGGUGACAUAUUUGUACACCGGUUGAAGGAGUUGACCGAAGAAGAGAAGCAACGCCUUGAAGCGCAGAACUCUCGCAUCAUUCCAGAAUCUAAAGCGGCGAAACUAGAACGAGAAGCUAAACGUCACUGGGAUAUUUUCUAUAAGCGAAAUGAAACAAAAUUUUUCCGAGACCGGCAUUGGACAACACGUGAGUUUCAAGAAUUAAUUAAUUUCGAGCCCGAUCAAAAGAUAUCAUUCUUGGAGCUGGGUUGCGGUGUUGGGAAUAUGAUAUUUCCAUUAAUCGAAGAAGGAUUCUCUAAUUUCCACUUCUACGCGUGUGAUUUUUCACCGCGUGCGGUCGAAUUCGUCAAAUCGAAUAAACUUUUUAAUGAGAGUAGAAUGAAGGCAUUUUGUGCUGAUUUAACUACGGAGGAUUUGUUUGAUAACAUAAGCGAGGGCAGUAUGGACUUGGCAAGUUUAAUAUUUGUGUUGUCGGCGAUCCAGCCCUCACACUGGCCCCACGUGGCGAGGCUGGCGCUCCGCGCACUGCGGCCCGGCGGCGUGCUGUUGUUGAGGGACUACGGUCGCUAUGAUAUGGCGCAGCUCAGGUUCAAACCGGGACAUAAGAUAGCAGAGAAUUUCUACAUGCGGCAAGACGGCACAAGGAGCUACUAUUUCACAGAAGAAGAACUCGCAAAAUUAUUUACUGAUGCAGGGUUUGAAAUUGUUUCCAACACAUAUGUGCAGAGACGGACGGUCAAUUUCAAAGAGGGUAUAGAUGUGCCACGCAUAUUUGUACAAGGCAAAUACAAAAAACCCAGCAAUGAUGGGUGAUAUUGUGAAGAACUUUGAUGGACAAGAAACAUAUUUAGAUGGGGAAUAAAGCUGGUUUGUGAUUGGAAAUAUGCACC